AUGGGAACACGCGCAGUAGACCUGCUUUCAGUGUACGAUCGCAACCAGGAAGCGACGCUCUACGUCGGCAAUGUGGACACUCAAGUCGACGAGGAGCUGCUGUGGGAGUUUUUCGUUCAGGUGGGACCCGUGAAGCACGUGCACAUCCCGCGGGACAAGGUCACCGGUCACCACCAGGGAUACGCGUUCGUGGAGUUCGAAAGCGAGGACGACGCGGACUACGCGAUACGCAUCCUGAACUUCGUCAAGCUCUACAACAAGCCGCUCAGGUGCAACAAGGCUUCGCGGGACAAGCAGAACUUUGAGAUAGGAGCCAACCUGUUCAUCGGCAACCUCGACGCCGACGUUGACGACAAGCUGCUUCACGACACUUUUGCGUCAUUCGGGAACAUCCUAUCGGCGAAUGUGGUGCGAGAUGCAGAUGGCGCUGAGGGGAAGACCUAUGCAUUCGUCUCCUAUGACAGCUUCGAAGCCAGUGACGCCGCCCUGGCGGCCAUGAACGGACAGUUCCUCUGCAACAAACCCAUACACGUGUCAUACGCGUACAAAAAGGACACCAAGGGAGAGCGGCAUGGCAGCGCCGCGGAACGCCUCAUCGCAGCCAACCGGCCUCAGGAGUUCCUCAGCCAGAUGGGUGUGGCGCCUUACGGUGGAGCAACCGCACAGGCACCGCCGCAGGCGGCACCGGUGUACCCGCCUUUGGUGACCAACCCUCCGAUGGGAAUGCCUCCAGUCAUGCCACCAGCCCAAGUGCCAAUGCCGAACGUGAACGCCUACCCUCGGCCGGCGGGGGUGCCGCCAGUGACGGUGCCGGUCCCGGGCAUGCCGCCGGUUCCGACUAUACCCCCAGCACCGCCAAUGAUGGGGAUGCCGCAGAACAUGCCGCCUCCACCGCCAAUGUACAAGUGA
Molecule: messenger RNA, 909 nt
Organism: Babesia ovata
Lineage: Eukaryota; Apicomplexa; Aconoidasida; Piroplasmida; Babesiidae
Product: RNA recognition motif-containing protein
Exons: 1
Coding region: 1-909 (302 amino acids)
Biological process (GO): positive regulation of mRNA splicing, via spliceosome
Cellular component (GO): nucleolus; U12-type spliceosomal complex
Molecular function (GO): RNA binding
Source: RefSeq, a predicted model, not a curated record